Pseudozyma hubeiensis SY62 is the source of this 900-nucleotide messenger RNA. RefSeq names its product chromo domain-containing protein required for cell polarity. The coding region runs from base 1 to 900 and encodes 299 amino acids. The record is from RefSeq and is a predicted model, not a curated record. Gene Ontology annotation, biological process: chromatin organization; regulation of DNA-templated transcription. NCBI's taxonomy places the organism in Eukaryota, Fungi, Basidiomycota, Ustilaginomycetes, Ustilaginales, Ustilaginaceae. The transcript has a single exon. Gene Ontology annotation, cellular component: Rpd3S complex; NuA4 histone acetyltransferase complex; nucleus.
AUGCUGUACACCGACAGCGAGAAAGUGCUCUGCUUCCACGGCCCGCUGAUCUACUCUGCCAAGAUCCUCAAAGCCGAAAAAUGGACUGGCGAAGACAACGUCACUCGACAAGUAGGACCGCACUAUCUCGUCCACUACGACGGCUGGAAGAAGACCUGGGAUGAAUGGGUACCCGAAACACGCCUGCUCAAAUACAACGAUGAGAACCUCGCUCGCAAAGCCACACUUCAAGAAGCGGCGAAAUCGGGAUCCUUGACAUCAACCGAAAAACCAUCCACUUCCACCUCCUCCGCCUCCACCACAUCAGCCAAACGAAGUCGAGUCGCGGAAGAAGACCGUAAAACAGCAUCACGUAAGAGGGGGCGAGAAACGGUGGAAGCGGAGGAGGAAUUUCUCAAACGUCCCGAGGUGAAAAUCUCCCUACCGGACGAACUCAAGUUGCAACUCGUCGAUGACUGGGAGAACAUCACCAAGAACGGUCUUCUCGUACCACUCCCGCGCAAACCCUGCGUAAAAGACAUCCUCGACGAAUACCGCAAACACUACCUCUCCUCCAAACGCGAUUCCAAACAACGCUCCCCACAGGUAGUAGACGAAGUCCUCAAAGGUCUCAAACUCUACUUUGACAGAUCCCUAGGUCAAAAUUUGCUCUAUCGCUUCGAGCGAGCUCAGUACGUAGAGUAUCGCAAAAAGAACGGUCCCAAAAUGGGCGAUGGUGAUGUCGGAAAUGCCAGAAGCGGAAAUGGUAGUAUGGGAGGUGAUAUGGAACCAAGCGACGUGUAUGGAGCAGAGCAUCUUUUGAGGUUGUUCGUCAACUUGCCGAUGAUCAUCGUUCAUACUAGUAUGGAUGGCGAUUCUAUCAGCUUGCUCAAGGAACAUCUGGCUGAGUUCUUGUCGUAA